GAAAGUCGCGACACAGAACGAGUGCAGCUCGUCGUGUUGCCGGGUGUGGCUGUUGCAUGGUGCUCAGACCUCUUGCCUUUUUGAAUUCUCUCCUUGUAUUGCCCCCUCCCCACACUUUGGGGUCUUGCUUCAAAGGGGCAGUUCCAAUUCUGGAAGGAGAUGUCUCUGCCUUCGGUGUACCAGCACAAGUUUGCGGAGAAGCUGACUAUCCUUAAUGAGAGGGGCAAAGGAGUCCUCAUUCGCAUGUACAAUAUCAGGAAGACAUGCAUGGAUCCCCGGGCGAAGCCAACUUUCUUCACUGAGAAGACCAUGGAGUCCUCCAUCAAAUAUAUCAACAAGAAAUUCCCCAACUUGGACACGCGGAGCGGCACGCAACAUUUGGGUCCAGUACACAAAGAGAAAGCAGAUAUUUUCCGGGCACUCAGUGCCUAUUAUCAGACCUUUGUGGAUGUAAUGGAAUUCCGGGACCAUGUCUAUGAAUUGUUGAACACGAUCGAUGCCACCCAGUGCUACUUUGACAUCCACGUGAAUUACGAUUUCACCAGAAAUUACCUUGACCUGAUUGUUACCUAUGCCUCCGUCAUCUUACUCCUUUCCCGUAUCGAUGAUCGUAAAGCCCUCAUUGGCCUGUACCACUGCACCCACGAGAUGAUCCACGGAACAAGCGAUGCCAGCUUCCCUCGGUUGGGUCAGAUGAUUCUGGAGUAUGAGAAUCCCUUGCGUAAGCUGAUGGAGGAGUUUGGACCCCAUACUAAGGCGGUGAGCAGUGCCCUUCUUUCACUGCACUUCCUUUUUGCCCGUCGAAACCACUCAGCUGAUCAGUGGCGAAGUGACCAGCUCUUCAGUUUGAUCAGCAACCCUGCGGGGAUGCUCGCGCCGGUCAAUUCGGAUACGAUGGCCUGUGAAUACCUUUCCCUGGAGGUUCUUGAACGAUGGAUUGUGUUUGGGUUCUUGCUGUGCCACAGCUGCCUGGCCUCUACGCAGAGCUGCCUGGAUCUGUGGCGGGCGGGUCUCCGGAGCUCGCUCUACAUCACUCUGGUACGGGACGAAGUGCUUCCUAUUCACAAGGUGACGGAGGAGGCCUUCAGCAGCAUCAAAGGCUAUGGAAAACGUGUUGCUGAUAUCAAAGAAUGCAAAGAGUAUGCUCUGGCACACAGUGGGCAGCUGCAUCGAGGGCGGCGUCAUUUCCUGAGGAAUGCUGUGCGGGAGAUGGAGGCCAUCCUGGCCAAUGAACCCGGACUGUUGGGGCCAAAGGCUAUUUAUGUCUUCAUGGCCCUGUCAUUCUGCCGUGAUGAGGUCACCUGGCUUUGCCGACACAGCGAACAUGUCAGCAAGGGCAAGAACCCAGAGGAAUUCACUGACAGCUACCUGGCUGAGCUGCUGUUUCUGAUGGAGAAGCUCCGUAAACUGGUCCGAAAGCAUCAAAAAGUCCUCCAGCGCUACCAUGCACAGUACUUGUCCCACUUCGAUACCCAGGUGCUCAGUGACAUCAUCCAGGACCUGACUGUGUGCCCUGAAGAGGAGUCAGUGAUUAUGUCAUCCUUUGUGAGCUCACUCUCAUCCCUAAGCAUCAAGCAAGUUGAUGAGAAGGAGAAAUUUGAAUUCACUGGGCUGCGGCUGGAUUGGUUCAGACUGCAGGCAUACACCAGCGUCACGAAGGCCCCGUUGCAGCUGCGAGAGAACCACGACAUUGCCAAGGUGAUGAAUCUCAUCGUCUUUCAUACUAAGAUGCUGGACUCCGUGGAAGAGCUGAUAGUGGAGACAUCCGACCUCUCUAUAUUCUGCUUCUAUGUGCGCCUCUUGGAGAAGUUAUUUGCAUCUACCAUGGAGGAACCAUCCAUGUUGCGCUACGCCAUUGCGUUCCCACUUCUGAGUGCUGACUUUAGCUGUGCCUCCCAUCCCUUGUGCCCUGAGGAGUUCCCUCAUCUGCGGAGCUGCGCCUUGGGACUGUGCAACAGCUUCCUGGAGGAGAUGUCCCGCCACGCUUGCACGUGCAUCUUGGAUGCCUCCGCUGAACAGUGCAAGUUGAGCGAGCAGCUCUUGCCCAAGCACUGUGCUGCCACCAUCAGCAAGGCCCGGAACAAGAGAGCCCAAAAAGCCUCGUCCAAGAAAGGAGAGCCGGAGAGGGACAAGCCUGGUGCGGAGAGUCACCGAAAGGACCGCAGCUUGGUCACCAAUCUAGACAAGCUGCACCUGACGCUGACUGAACUUUGUUGGAGCCUGAACCAAGUAGCCAGUUUCGUCGUCUUCGAACAUAUCGUGACUCCGGCGGAGUACCUCAGCGGUCAGCUGGAGAUGCGCCUCAGCAGGUCUUUGGUGCGGCUGGCAAAGCCGAACCCAAGCUCCUCGGAGUUAGCCCGCCCCUCGGAAGUCCUGGCGGGGGUGCAAGCCUACGCCACUUUUCUGGUGUCACUGAUGCAUCGUGUGGGGCUGGAUACUGGGCGCCUCCUCCGUAGCGUGCUUCUGCAGCAGACCCAGUCACUGGAUGCAAACGGCGAACAGACCCUCACCACUCUCUACACGAACUGGUACCUUGAGUCACUGCUACGCCAAGCAAGCAUGGGCUCCAUCGUCCUUUCGCCAGCAAUGCAAGCCUUUGUCAGUGUCCCCAAAGAGGGGGAGCAGACCUUCAGCGCGGAAGAGUUCUCCGAUAUCUCAGAGAUGCGCGCAUUGGCUGAGCUGCUCGGUCCCUAUGGAAUGAAGUUCCUGAGCGAUAACCUCAUGUGGCACAUCACCUCGCAGAUGGUGGAGCUGAAGAAACUAGUGACUGAGAAUAUGGAUGUACUUGUUCAGAUUCGCUCUAACUACUCUCAACCGGAGCAGAUGGCAGCUCUACUGCCCCGUUUAACAGCCACAGAAAAUGUCCUGAAGAGGAUGACCAUCAUUGGGGAGAUUCUGUGGUUCCGGUCCAUGGCACAGGAGGGCCUUCUAGAGGUCUUCACCAAUCACUGCCCUUUCCUGAUGGGUCCCAUCGACUGCCUGAAGGAAUUUGUCAACCCUGAGAUGGACAUAAAGGUGACCCUGAGCAUCUUUGAACUAGCCACAGCUGCAGGGGUCCCUUGUGACAUCGACCCAGCCCUGGUGUCUGCCCUUGCCAACCUGAAGAAAGACAGCCCUUCCCCAGAGGAGGAAUACAAGGCUGCCUGUCUGCUGCUGGUCUUUGUGGCUGUGUCUCUGCCGUCCCUGGCCAACGACCCUUCUUCAGUUUACAGCACCGACACAGACGGCUAUAGCAACAACAUCCAUUGCCUAGCCAAAGCCAUCAUCCAGGUCUCAGCUGCUCUCUUCACCAUCUACAACAAGAACAUUGAGACCCACCUCAAGGAAUUCCUGAUGCUGGCAUCUGUUAGCCUUUUGCAGCUGGGGCAAGAAGCUGAACGCGUGAAAGCCAAGAACAGGGAGUCCAUCUCAUUACUCAUACACUUGCUUGUGGAGGAGUCGCCCUUCUUGACCAUUGACAUGCUGGAGACCUGCUUCCCAUACGUCCUCCUGCGUAAUGCUUACCGCGAAGUCUCCAGAAGUUCUGCCCUGAGCCGGCUCCCUGCACACUGACCUGUGCUUUUCCCUUCACCUGUCAUGCCACGGGGGCAUGAGUUGCAGUCGCCCAUGAGCGCGUAAAUGCAGAACUCUCUUAGGCAAGCCUGGAACCCUUGUGUGCCUUAGUUUGCUAAUGGCAGCAGUGAUCAAUGACAUAGUUUUUCAGCCCCUCCCCCCGAAAUUAUGAUCUUGCUGUGGCGAGUUUGUUCACAAAGUUGGGUGGUGGGCAGUUCCAUCCUAAUUUAUAUAACACUUUUGUGAUGGUUGUCAGCUCCUCCUAGGGUGCUUAUUAGCAGAGGCUACAGGCUUUGCCACUAUGUUUGAUUUGGCGACCUUAGGAAAUCAUCCACCCUGGGGCUACCCAGUGUCACCACCAUUGGCUUAACCCUUUAAGGCACAAUCUUAUGAAAGUUUAGCAUUGCUGGCGGAGGAAUGCUAGAAGUUGCAGGACCUUUAGUUGUCACCCCCUACCUACAGAAACAAAACCUAUGUAUGUGUGCACAUUCUUUCCAUCUUUCCUUUGCUUCUGUCUUCCCCUGUGUCAAGAUUUAGAUUGUAAGUUCCUUAGGGCAGGGACCUACCUUUUCUUUUUCUUUUCUUAAAAAAAAGCUUAUGUGAUUGCAAAUGAAGUUCCAAGGAUGCCAAUAAACAUAUAUAAGUAUCAGAAGCAAUAAUAGUCACCCCCUCCAAUUUCCUAAUCUUUACAUUUGCUUCAUUUCUAAGCAGAUUGUACCAUCAUAUAUAUGGAAAUUAUACCUGAAAGAAAGCUAGGAAAUAGCCUACAGAGAUUUUCACUCUGCUGCUUUUUCCAUUGUGCGUGCAAUUGUUUUUUUCACAGGGCACCAUUCAGUGACUACAAGUUGAGAAUAGGGCCAGGCCAUGAAAGAAGAAGGGAGAGGGUAAGUGUGGCUGAGAGAAGAUGCCUCUGUGUGCACAUGUGUGUAUAGCAGGGCCUACACUAGUGCCAUGCUGAGCCCAUUAUAAGGGGCGGGCAGGUUACAUCACUUAUCAACUGAGCCACUCUGGGGGGGUUGUGUAACCUAGAAUCAUAGAUUUUUAGAGU
Elgaria multicarinata webbii is the source of this 4600-nucleotide messenger RNA. RefSeq names its product NCK associated protein 1 like (gene NCKAP1L). The record is from RefSeq and is a predicted model, not a curated record. The coding region runs from base 160 to 3552 and encodes 1130 amino acids. Gene Ontology annotation, biological process: cortical actin cytoskeleton organization; cell morphogenesis; cell projection assembly. The transcript has 31 exons. Gene Ontology annotation, cellular component: SCAR complex. Lineage: Eukaryota; Metazoa; Chordata; Lepidosauria; Squamata; Anguidae.